Molecule: messenger RNA, 6581 nt
Organism: Pseudoliparis swirei
Lineage: Eukaryota; Metazoa; Chordata; Actinopteri; Perciformes; Liparidae
Gene: slc38a4
Product: solute carrier family 38 member 4
Exons: 16
Coding region: 1333-2976 (547 amino acids)
Biological process (GO): amino acid transmembrane transport
Molecular function (GO): amino acid transmembrane transporter activity
Source: RefSeq, a predicted model, not a curated record
GACUAAAGAAGACAACAAUCCAACAGGAGACAAGGGAACGACAUGCACAAUAUAUAGGGCGGAAAACAGAAGUACUCAUCGGGCAGCAGAAUGCUGUUAUAUUGGCAUAUAAUUACUUUGAACCAAUUUGAACUUGUAUUAUAGAUUACGGUGUUGAUUAUGUUAUUAAUUAAUCAAUUCAUUGUUUGGUCUGUAAAAUGUCAGAAAUAAACGGAACAGAAAUCAUGUUGUUCUUAGAGAAGACACCUUCACUACUUCCCUCACAUUAACUCAUGUACUGCACUUAGGUACAAUUUUGUAUUACUUUUACCAUAGUUUAUCUGCUUUAUGCAUCUACUCUUACAUUUCAGGAGAAAUUACCGUGAAUUAGUAGUUUUACUUUCAGUAACUUUUGAUGCUUGUUUUAUAUCCAGGACUUAUACUGAAAGAGAGUAGUUCUACUUUUAAACUUUUAAUCAAGUAAAAUAUCUGAGAAUUUACUUCACUGCAGAAAGGUAUAUUUAUCUAAUUACUAGCCCUAAUAUCUCAGAGCAUUUCAUAUCAGACACAAUCACCAUGCUAGUAACAUCUCAGGGAGAUAUGGGGAUUGGUUUUUCUUGAAUAUCUUGUUAAGGGAAAAUAAUUUUGUAAAAAUUGUAAACACGGUUCAAGUGGAAAUAAAUAUUUAUAAUGUGCAAUAUAAAUAACCUGUGCAAUCUACCGGGCAAUAUAGCAACCACUCAGUCCGAUUAUAUCUUUUUUAUUCGUUUACGUUUUCCACUUGUUUAUUAUAACAAUAAUAUAGCUUGUUUUUUAAUUCAUAUUUGAAGUGGUAUUCCAAUUAAGUGAAAACGUCCCCUUUAACGGUGCGUUGCCGCGGCGGACAACGUGGCCGUGCGGAAUGUAAACAAAGGAACUCCAGUCAAUAGACGGGCAUACUCGAUCUCGUAAAAAAAAAAAGCCCCAAUAACAUGUUUCCCCAGACUCCUCCGUGUGUGGCCAAAUGAGUGCUAUACCUGGGGAGGGAGGGGAGACACAGUGCGCGGACCCCCCACGCCCCCUCGGCGGUGUACGCCGGUGUAACACGACGCUUCAGGAGUUGCCAUCAUCACAUGGCAGAUGGAAAUUUCCACUCGGUCUCUCCGCUUGUGAAAUGGGAAGGGUCUCCAACUCUUGUCUCCACUAGUCCGCCGCCUCCUCUCCUCUGCCCGCUCCAGCUGUCCGCCUGCACCGAUACAUUAGGUCUAGCAGAGAUUGAGGAAGAAGCACAUCGCCACCUUGUGAACUGUAAAACCUGAAAUCCCCAAAAGAAAAGGUGCUCUUCUCCGCCUCUCACCACCGUUGCGUGCCACUAUGCCGGGAGCAGUGGAUCGCAUAGAGCUGAGGAAAGUCUCCGCAGAGGCUGACGACGACAGCAACGACAGCCUGGACGACCGCUACACGGAGCCCAUUGACUCAGAGAAGGGCACCACCGACAGUCAGUUUUUGGACGACAAUGAAGACGGAGAAAGCCAGAAGUUCCUGUCAAAUGGGUUGAUGAAGAAGAAGAAAUAUGAGGAGUACCAUGAAGAAUAUCAUCCCGGCCACACCUCCUUCGGGAUGUCCGUGUUCAACUUGAGCAACGCCAUCAUGGGGAGCGGCAUCCUGGGCCUGUCCUACGCCAUGGCGAACACCGGCAUCGUGCUCUUUUCAAUCCUCCUCGUCGGUGUGGCCAUCCUCUCCUUAUAUUCUGUACAUCUGCUCCUUAUGACAGCUAAAGAAGGAGGAUCCCUCAUCUACGAGAAGCUGGGAGAAAGAGCAUUCGGUUGGCCUGGCAAAAUCGCGGCGUUCGGAUCCAUAAUCAUGCAGAAUAUUGGCGCCAUGUCCAGCUACCUCUUCAUCGUGAAGUACGAGCUGCCCGAGGUGAUCCGAGCCUUUCUGGGUUUGGAAGAAAUCUCUGGUGAGUGGUACUUGAACGGGAACUACCUGGUGAUGUUUGUGUCCAUCGGAAUCAUCCUGCCUUUGUCUCUGCUCAAAAAUCUGGGCUACCUGGGCUACACCAGCGGCUUCUCCCUGUGCUGCAUGGUCUUCUUCCUGUGUGUGAUGAUCUACAAGAAGACCCAGCUGCCCUGCCCUCUUCCCUUCUUUUACCAGCACUCGUCCAACCUCAGCAUGAACGCCUCCGACAUGUCGGGGCUGUACUCACCGCGGAACAGCACGGCGCACAUGGAUUUCUCCCGCGCCGACGUCUCCCCGGCGUUGCUUGGCAGCCCUGACGCUCACUCCUCCACGGGCGUCCACGCGGAGCCCCGCCCCGAAGACGAGGAGAUGUGCACGCCCAAAUACUUUGUCUUCAACUCACAGACGGCGUACACGGUGCCCAUCCUGGCCUUCGCCUUUGUCUGCCACCCUGAGGUCCUGCCCAUCUAUAGUGAGCUUAAAGAUCGCAGCCGGAAAAAGAUGCAGAACGUCUCCAAUCUGUCCAUCAUGAUGAUGCUCAUCAUGUACAUGAUGUCGGCACUGUUUGGCUACCUCACCUUUUUCGACAACGUGGAGGCAGAGUUGCUCCACACCUUCACCAAGGUGUAUAAGUUUGACACCAUGUUGCUGCUGGUGCGUUUGGCUGUGCUCACUGCCGUCACCCUGACGGUCCCCAUCGUGUUGUUCCCUAUCCGCUCCUCCAUCACCACGCUGCUGUUCAGCGGGCGAGAGUUCAGCUGGAUUCGCCACCUGCUGAUCGCCGCCGCCAUCUUGGCCUUCAACAACGUCUUGGUCAUCUUCGUCCCCACCAUCAGGGACAUCUUCGGCUUCAUCGGUUCCUCUGCAGCCACGAUGCUCAUCUUCAUCCUCCCUGCUGCCUUUUACAUCCGCCUGGUAAAGUCAGUGCCGUUUCGCUCCCCGCAGAAGAUCGGAGCGGCCGUCUUCCUGGUCGUGGGAGUCAUCUUCAUGAUUGGCAGCCUGUCACUCAUCACCCUCGACUGGAUCCACAACCCCCCAGGCUCCAGCGUUGGCCACUAAGUCCCUUCUUCCCUCCUUAGAUUCACAUGUAACAGUGCACCCUGUUCCCCACCCACCUCAGCUGCUACAACAUCUGGGAAUGUGGUUCAUCAGUGGUUCCCUUCCCUUGGUCAAAUCAUAAACAUCAAUCAUAACCAUAUGGACAUAAUGUGCUGCGCUGGGUUAAGGUAACUUCAGUUUGCUCCCCCGGAGAAUAUAACUGGAGACUUUGUCAUUAAUUUUUUAUCCUUUUAAAAUAUUUUGUUGCUGUAAAGUUCUGGAUGAGACCGCAGAAACAUAAUAAUUUAAAAUCCAGAGAGGGGGAAACAAGAUUGAGUUAAUGUGCCACCAACAGGGUGAAAUCAUUGUUAUCUUCCUUAAUAUUUACAGCAGUGAGGAGACGGAACAAACACAUACUGUACAGCCCCUCCUCCCUCCCAUCCCCCUGAAGCAGGGCUGGAAAGACAAUUCGAGUCCCUCAGUCCUCUGUGUACUUGAAGGAGACAAUCGGAGGUGGAGUGUGUCGUCCUCCAUGAAACAAGGAGCACUUCUAGCAUUAUGUUUCACUAUGUGUGUAGAGCUAGCACACACACGCACAUACAAACACACACAGACACACACACAUACACAAAGGCUUGGUGAAAACAUAUCUACGCCUGUAUUUUCCAGCUCAUCUCCUAACGGCAAAAGUUAAAUCGUUUAUCGUUUUACAACAUGUAUUCAGGAAUCUUCAUCAAAGUCUACAUGCACACUCAGUAUUACUGUCACAGAGGGAUCUGAACAGAAAUAUAAACAUAAUGAAGUUUUUCGGGGGGGAAAAAAAGAGUUGGACAAAAUAUCAUAAUUUGCUUCAUUUUCCAUUCAGGUUUUCAUGAAGUGAAUAUUUUCAACAUGCAGUAGAAACACCUGCUGACAUUAUUUAUUUGUCCUUUCAUAUUGGGCCAUAAGUUGUUAUUUUUGAUAAAUAAUUGGCAAAAAUGUGGUCGAAAUAUACAUAAAUGCUAUUGGGCGAUUCUAAAGUGAAUUAAAUUCAAACAAGAUCUAAAUGUGAAAGAGCUAAUUUAAAAUCAGUUCGCUAAUUCAAGAUGCUAAGAUUAUAGUCAAAUAUUUUCAAGUUGUGCCAUACUAUCUUUUUGUCUUCUGAAAGAAAACCCUUACUCUCCAGAUUUAAUGUAAGGAGAUGCCUUAUUUUAUAUUUGAAGUGAUAUUUUUAGAUACCACUUUUUUUAAUACCACUUUCAUGUCUGUAUGCUAAUUAUGAAGCUAACGUUACAGCUAGCAGGCGAUUAGCUAGGCAUGAAGAGAGCUCGCUUACUAGAACAAUAACUUGACUAUUUUAAUAUUAUGGUUUUCAUACAACUUCAACCAACAUUUUGAUUUCAAAGCUUCAGAGGUGCUGAUGAGUGGACUUUCAUUUCGGGCCACGCCCUGCAUGCUAGCUUUCAGGCGUUAUGCAACGCUUAGCUAACGGUCUUCAGGAGCCAGCAACAUCUUUAGCAUACUGACAUAAGAGUAGUGUCGACUAUACAGUAACAACAAUAUCACACAUACACACAUCAUGACACUCAUGAUGCAACAGGGCUAGUUUAAAUAUUGAUACAUGCAGAGGACGCAACUAAUGUCGUAAUGAUUUUCGGAAUAAUGUAAUUUUGACCUACAAGACUGUAAAACCAGCUCAAAUAUGUAUCGAAUUUUUCACUAAAGUUCUACAAUUUCUGCCUUUGAAGAUGCUUUAAAAAAUCUACAUUUUGAUGGAUAACGUUAAGUUUAACUGUUCAAGAAAAUUACGAUCGUGUGUUUUUUCGCUAUAAAUACAUUGGUCACUUCAUUUGUUUUGUUGACAAAACCAAGAUAACAUUUUUAAUCUAAGUUAACCGAUUAUCACGUAGUGACAUAAUUUUAAUUAUUCACAUAAUCAAUAAUCAGAUCAAACUUGCAACAGUAAUUAAUUAUUCUUUGAAAUUGUGCCUUUGCAUUGUUCUCAAAUUGGCUUUGAACACUGGUGCCUUUAGUGACAUCAUUCAAGACAACACUAAAACCUCAUUUCACCUCGUCUCCGAAGCCGCUACCUGUCGCCAACACAUCCAGCCAAAGUGGAUAACAAUUAUAGAUCCUUUGCGGAUCUAUGAACAUGAAACAAAUUGAUAUUUCAAAUGAAAUAGUGUAUUAUGUGCAUGUUUUUGGAUUACAAACAUAGUCUUUUUGGACAUAUGUAUAUGCUCUGUAAAUAAUCGUUAUUUUAUGGUACACUGACACUCAUUGUGAGUGGGUUGUUGGGGAUUCUGCCUUGCAAGUCUUCUGCAAUCCAGUUUGUUUAAGUAUAUAAAUAUAUAUAACGUGUAUUAGAUUUAUUUUUUUCUCUUGCUGUAUGACAGUAGGUUUUUUUUUGUUGCUUUAUUUGAAGCUUGUAUAUUUGUAGAAAAUGUGGUUUCUAUAUAUCCAUUUUGAUGUGUUUGUUAACUCCCCAUAUCAGGAUGAAUUAAUCAAUUGCCUAUUUUAUGACACGCUUUUCCCAAAAGUUUCAGAAACCACGCAACGUGUGUCUGUAGCUGAUUGGCUCCUGCUGAUCAACACUGGGUUGAAAUUACAGCCACAAGUUAACAGUAUUGCUUUUUUUCUAAAAACAGUGCAAGACGAGAUUAUCCAAAGUAUUUUGUGACCACACUACAGGAAGGUUCUCGAAAGAGCUCAUGGCUCUUCUGCUAUGUAUCACAUGGCACGUCAAUAACGUGCAGAUGUUCUAUGAUAACUCGCAGUUGAAUACCUCUUCCAUGGGAUAGAAAAUAAAUAAAAAUCCACAAGAACCUUCUUUAUUUCAUACAUAGUGGCUUAUCAUACUGUGGCUUAUGAUGUAGAUUACAGAAAAAAACGCUUCAACCCCCCAUGUCUUAUAUCCGUGAAGUUGCUUUAACUGGAGCUUUCCAUGGCCUGAUAAGUCAGCAAGCUUCAUGACCGAAGGGGUCCACGCAGCCCUUCAGGACACGCUAUGAAUGUUCAAUAAUGGAUUGUUCCCAGUUUAACAAUCUGGCUCACUCGCUUUUAUUUUUUCCUAAUGAAUGUUUAGCUGUCACUUCAUUAGCAUCCUACCGUCAAUUGGCAUAUUCUGCUCGUCAGAGGUCAACAGCUUUGCGUCUUCCUCAGGUUGAGUUUGGUCUUUUUUAAAGUGCUCAUUUGACAAAAGACCAAAAGCGGCACGUAUAUUUUAUUAGAAUGCUCCCAUCACCACCCUUUAGUAUCUCAGGUAUUCGGUCUGGAUGAAUAUUUAUUUCUGAAUAUUUCUUCUCACUUCUCACAAAUCUCUUCGCCUCUUUUGCAUGAUUGAGCCAAGAUGUACAAUGUUAUAUGUUGUGCUGGCAUAGAUGAGAAGUCAUCUCGUGGAUCUAUUAAAGCAGACAAGUCCCCAGAUAAAUUGGUCAGUGAUCAGAAAAAAGUUGUCCAGCACCACCUGCCCUUUUUUCUCAAUGGACGUCUAUCAGUGGAGAAACUUUGGCUCCAUGUUUCUGCUUCCUGUGGAUCAUGCCGAACAUUCAGAAUUGUAAUUUUACCCAAACAAAAGGGGAUGUGUUUUUGUAUUAGUGAUGCUGUAUCAUUAUGAUGAACAAUAAAAAUGUGAAUUGAAAAUUAAA